Saccostrea cuccullata (small rock oyster) is the source of this 4018-nucleotide messenger RNA. RefSeq names its product zinc finger and SCAN domain-containing protein 12-like. The transcript has 6 exons. Lineage: Eukaryota; Metazoa; Mollusca; Bivalvia; Ostreida; Ostreidae. The record is from RefSeq and is a predicted model, not a curated record. Bases 79 to 2868 code for a protein of 929 amino acids.
CAGUUUAUUAAACUACAACAUCUAACAUCUCAUGUUAAAAUAAAAUAAUAGCUGUACAGAAGAUUUUACAGAACAGCUAUGGAAUCAUCCAAUGACCCAAAGAGAACAAUAAUGCUACAAGGCCAUUCAUUUGAAGGGAGUAUAAAUUGUGACAAUUCCACACAUAAUACAGACCCUAGCCAACCCCAGAUGUUGGAAAAUGGGGAAACUCCUUCUAGGUCCGAACCACAAGUUAUAGUGGUGUCAAGCUCUAACCAGAGUACCUCAUUUAGUAUUCCUUUCAGUCAGCUAAGAACUAUAGACGGACAGUCAAUAGACAUUAGUCAGCUGUCCAUUAUCAACAGUCAGCCAUUACAGCUUAGUUCUAUGGUGGGGGGAAGUUGUGGUACACUGGGUGGUAUCUCCAUCAUGGGAACCUUAAUGGCUCCCCAGACUGGAGAAGAAAACCAGUUAAAUCUGGUUCAGUCAGUUGCCUUGGAUUCUAAUGUGUCUGCGCCAGGAGCAGAAGGAUGUCCGAUGAUAGACUCAGAUCAGAAUUAUUCUUUCACCCCCAUCCAGAAUGUAUUUAAUGUUAUGGGGAUUCCACAAGGAUCUGAGCAGAUAGAAAUCUAUCCCUCAAGUGUAAAUUGUGUUCAGAGUUUGUCGACAGAUUCAAAUGCUGGAACAGAAACAAACCAAGAAGUAAAAGGGGAGAGUGAUAAAAAGACCACAGCUGUGAAGGAAAGUCGAAAUGUUAUACAGAAUGUGCAGCUUUCUUGGCCUGAAUCAGUGAAGAGUAGUAAUAUUCAGCUGGUGAUCCCAGAAGACAUAGCCACCUUGAACUCGGAAUCCAAUAAAGACACGAUAGAAUUCCCUACUAGUCAUCAGAAGCUAGGUCUGACUGAAAAACAAAGCAAUCCCAAGUUUGUAAGCUUGCUGCCUUCAAAUAUCAAAUUGGCAAAGGAAAAUAAAACUACGAAAUUAGACCCACAGGCAGAAAACAUUGACGUGAAUGUUUCUGCUGCUGAUAGUAUUUCAGAGUCGGAGGAUUGGUCAUUAGACAAGGACAAACAGAGGAAACAACAGAUGUACUCCAUGUUUUUGGAACAGCUUUCAAGACAACAUUCAGCACUUUUAGAAAUGAUGGAAGUUUGUCAAAGUGCUCAUUCAGUAGGAUCCGGACAAGAACAAUUUGAGAAAUUUGCCAAAAUUUUCACAGAAAAACUGGAAGGCCUAAUUGAUUUUUUUAAUGUGAUAAAACCUCUGAUAGACAAUUAUUUUGGAAGUCUGUUUAUGGUUGAUCAGUCGAUACAGACUGAGACUAUACCAUCAGAAACAAACAAUCCCCAGUAUUCAAGUGUGUCUGGACGUAGAAUUCGACAGACAAAACGAAUUCAGGCAUAUCUGGAACCAGACAAUGAUCCCGUGUAUGAUCCAUCUGAGGAGAAAUCUCAGAAUCGCAAAAGGAGGAGAAAGACGAGUUUUCAGGAAGAAAACCAGCCCUCACCGAGUUCCCUACUGGAGAGUAGUCAGAGUAUGUCAACACCGGACACCACUCGGACAGAAUCAAAGUCACCAUUACUCAAUGACACACAGGGUAAUGUUUCAAAUUAUGGAGAUGAUAUACAGACACUUGCAGCUUCAGAAGAAAAAGGAAACAAUGUUUAUCUUGUUAACUGUGAACAUCAGUCUAGACUGGAUCCGACCUCAGAAUGGGUCAAAAGUUCAACAGGUUCAGCACAAAUAGCAGAUCAAGACCCAUCCAGAUAUACUGGUGGUUCACAGACAAAACGAGUCUUCAAAACAAAGAAACAAUAUGAAGCAGAGGCCCAGUUCAAAUUCUUCUGUCAAAAUUGUUCCUUCAAGUCAAAGCGUGCAAGUCACUUUCGUCGACACUUAAAGCUGCAUGAUAAAAUCAGUGACUUGUUUGCUUGUAAGCUGUGCAGUUUUAAAACAAUUCGUCAAAGCACCUUACGAAAACACGAAAUUAGUCAUAGCAUUGACUUGGUUAAAUGUAAACAAUGUCCUUAUGUAACCGACUCGGAAGCACUUCUAAGCCGUCAUGUUAAUUUCAAGCAUAGCAACAAGAAACGACAUUACAAAAAACAGAAAAACACUGAAUGUAUGUACACGUGUGCUGAUUGCGGGGAGACAAUAUCCACACUUUCUAAAUACAGUCAACAUCUGAAACUGCAUAACCCUGGUGCCAGUGCUGAAGAAUUCACUUUCCAGUGUGAUCAGUGCGAUUAUAAAACCAAGAGGAAGGAGCACUUUAAUAGACACAAGAUGAACCACUCCAGCUACAGGCCACACUUGUGUGACACAUGUGGAAUGGCCUUCAAGAGGAGCGACACACUCAGCCAGCACAAACAGGUCCACUUAGAGAAGGUGCAGCGCAAACUCAACUUUGUCUGCCAGAUCUGUAAUAAAGGAUUUAGGUCAAAGUGUCAUCUAGCGGAACACAUGGCCAUGCACUCCAACAGUAGACAGUAUCUGUGUGACAUUUGCGGGGCUUCGUUCAAAACCAAAUCCUGUCAGCUGAAGCACGUCAAGAACAUACACCAAAAUCCCAGGUCCUACCCCUGUACGUUAUGUGAGAAACGCUUCAAUACAAACUUCGCCCUGAAAAGGCACGAACGAACACACGAGAAUGAUUUGAAAGUGAUUCCAGCCUCAUCCAAUAUGUUGGUCACUCAGAACUUUUUAGCAGAUGUUUCAGCUCAAAGCAUAAAUCAAGCGGAACUGGUGCAGGCAACAGAUAUUAUCAUAGCUCCCUCUAUGGAGGAGAAUUACGAUCAGACGAAUGACAUGAAAUUACAACAAGUCCUCAGUGAUAAUGCCUCGGCCAUUAUGUUUCUCUCCAGUUCACUUCCCACUUCAUGGAACUAAAUAUUGUCUCAGUUCUAGAAAUCCAAAGGGUAGGGGGAAGGGGUUAAUGAUUUUUGUAUGUACUUUGCAUUUCUAUAGAUGUAUUGUUCUGCAUAACUUUAAAUUAUAAAUUAUUAUAUAACUGAAGUUUCAUUCCCAUGUAUAAUUGUAUAUUGUGGUCAGACUUCAAAGUGAACUGUGAUAAUUCUGUCUUAAAACUAUAGCUGUCCUGUUUAGCUGUCAGUAAAUCCCUCUGAAUCAUGUUUUACAAACUCCAUUGCAACAGCUAAAUUUGGACUAAUUAGCCCUCAUUGCUUCAAAACUGGGUUAAGACAAGCCACAAGUGAUGUACACAUUGAUUAAUAUAAAAAAUUACACUUUUAUAUGACAAGAUCUGUCUUCAAAGAGUGAGUCAGAAUUUAAUUGUUACACUGACAUCAUUCUUAUAGAGUGUUUAAUUCAUAUCUUGUGCUCUGUAAAACCAAGGAUUAUCUAACUUUGUUAGUAUCCAUAUUGAGGAAAAGAAAAUCACAAUAUGGAUCAGAGAUAGAUCACAUUGUUAAUGUUUUCCAUAUAGUGGAGACAGACAAUAAAAAGUCUCUCAGAAUCAUGAUAAAGUGGACCAUUUAGUUGAAUGAAGAUUGCAAGUCUCUGUUCAGACUGACUAAUUGUAAAGUCCUACCAUACUCCAGUUAAUAAUUCCUAAAAUACAUAGUUUACAAUAAACUUAAUGUACAGUUUUUCAUGGCAGAAUAAAGAGUGUUGUAAAGUUGUACAUACCUUCUUUAUAACAACUUUACAUGUCUCUGGUUUGCGAUAAUUUUAUCUAAAUCAAUGUUUGAAUCUUUACACUGUCCAUUUGAAGCAUAGUUUUUUUAAUAUCAAUUAAGAUUUAGACACAAUGUUCAUAAAAAGGUAGCUGCAACCAAUAUCUGAUUAUUUUUUAUUUAAAUAGCCAAGAAAAUUCAUUUAUAAAAAUAUCUGACAUAUCAAAGUAAUAUUGAGGCUUUUCACAAAGUUUUGUUACAAAGUGUUGUCAGUGUACAUUUCUGUAUUAAAUGAAGGAUAUUUUUGGGUGUUUAAGGCUAUUGUAUGGUGACACAAUAAUGAUUUGAUAUUUUUAUAGAAAAUAUAUAUGCACCUCAAUUUCAGAUAAAUCAGAAACUAUGAA